Messenger RNA from Lachancea nothofagi CBS 11611, 2376 nucleotides. The record is from the annotation of a GenBank genome assembly. NCBI's taxonomy places the organism in Eukaryota, Fungi, Ascomycota, Saccharomycetes, Saccharomycetales, Saccharomycetaceae.
AUGUGGAUUCUGAGGUAUGAAUAUGUUGCUGAAAAUGGGGCUAAGAUCAAAAUCUCUUGUUGUUUAAAGCAAGCUACUCAGUACGGCAUUGGGCGUUCCACCAAGAGCCCACUGCAUAUCAAAAAUGAUAAGAGUAUUUCUCGCCAACACGUUCAGCUAGAUGUCGACGACCAUGACGUUCUGACGGUCAAAAACAUAGGAAAGCUGACAAAAAUCAGUGGCAAAUCGGUCAAAGUGGGCCAAAGCGUUAAGUUUAGUUCGUUAGUCAAAGCCACUUUUGAGAUGGGAGCUUCACCUGUCGUGGGCUCGGUUGCUUAUGAGAAAGAACUAUGGAAAAUUCCACACGAUUUGUCUGCCUCUGACACGGUCAAGAAGCAAUUAGCACUUUAUGGUGUACUUGCUACGGACUCGCUUUCUCCUAAAACUACAAUUCAAAUCAUAAAACAUCAUCAAGAAAACUACAGUAACUGUUUGUUUGCACUGCUAAGUAACAUCCCCAUUCUGCGCGAAGGAUUCAUUGAUGAAUUCUUGAGAGUGGUAAGCACCAUUCAGAAUGAUUUUGAUUCUAAAUGGGAUGAAAUAAAAGAGCGGAAUGUGCAAUUUCCGCAGUUCAAGACUCAACAAUCUACCUUCAAGGGCCUCAACUUCCUAGUUACCAACAGGGGAGCGUUUGCAAUUUUUAAACACAUUGUCGACGCUGGAAUGGGUACUCUUUGGCUCUGUGACGAUAUCUCAAAAUUAGAUUCCUUCGUUCGACAAAAUGUGCGAUCAGAAAAGAUAAUUAUCCUAAUUCAUCUCAAUGACAGCACGUCUUCGCUACUGACGCUAGGCGAGCAUGGCAUUUCAGGCAUCAAAGAAGCCAAAGCAUUGAGAUUGGAAGCUCAGAGGCUGGGUCUCAAGACGUACGAUGUGAACGAUGUUGUUAAUGCGGUAUUGAUGAACAAUAUUUCGUCACUGCUCGAGAGAAUACCAACGCAGGACCGACCAUUAAAAAAUUUAACAAAUGCUUCGUUGCGUGAAAAAGCCCUUCAGGCCCCAGAUGUCAAUUCCCAAGUAGUCCGUUCUCCCGAAACAGAACAAUCACAUUACCCUGCAAAGCUGAAAAGGGCUAAUCGCCAACGCAUUAUGUCUCUCAAUAGCUUGUCUUUUUUUGGUGGUGGGUCCUCGCUUUCAAAGGAUGCAAAUUUGAGAGAGAAAGAUGCCGGUACGUGCGAUUCUCGACCAGCUGAAAAUGAAUUCAUCGCACACGACGUCGACGAACAGCCGCCAUUAAAGAAACCCCAUUUAGAGUCAUCGGAUCCUGUACCAAAUUCACCGACACCCUCUGACUUCAAAGACAUCAUUCCCCCUUCGAAAAGAUUGCAUGAUUCAGAUACUGCUGAUAACAUCGAAACAUCCUUAUCCGGUGUUAAACGCGCACGUUUACCUGGGAAGAAAGAAGUGUCAAAACCUCAGGGUAAUCAAGCCGCCUCUACCAGCUGUGAUGCAGCUGACAGUUCUGUAAACAUUCCAAAUGAGAAAGAAAUCAAAAAUUCAGUAUCAAUAGUCCAAAGCCCCAUGGAGAAUGAUAGCUUUCCCGUGGUCAACAACACUUUAAGAGGUGCCAAGCGCUCGGUAUCGUUUGUUCGGGCUAUCCAGGAAACGAAAUCGCAUGAGGUCGACAGACUAAAAGAAAAAAUGGCAAAUGUUCAAGGUGAGGAGCUCACUGAGGAGGCUAUAAUGCGACUUGACAAUCUUGCUAUUGUUGAGACUAAAGACCUUCUCAGAUCUAAAGAUGCAUCGAAUAACAGUUUAGACACAAGUACCAAUUCUCUUUGGGCAGGCAGGAAAAACUUCAAGAAAUUUGUCAAACUACGGCCUUCACGAUCGUCAAAAGCAAGCCCCGGCAGCGUUAGCGACUCUAUUCGAAAUAAAGCAUACUUAAUCACGAGGGAGUACGUUCCUAUGCGCCAGUACGAUGGUCGAAGAUCUGCGUCACCCGAUGAAAGCUUCUCGAAUACAGACCAACCUGCAGAGGAGGAGGUCACAGCAUUAAGUGCUGCUGAACAACUGGACGCAGAUUUUGGAGUUGAAGUUAACGACGAACCCAGAUUUUCUUUCACCAGUCAGCGCCAUCACAACCAUAUUCAACAAGCCGCUCCUGACAGCCCACGUCCUGGCAACGAUCAAGGGCUCUUCAUAGUCGACGACGAUGAUUCUCAAGAACGACAUGGCCCAAGUACUCCGCCAAAAAACAAUGUUCCCAAACCAGACAGGCAGGCUACGCUCCAGACGAAGCCACAUGCGAAGUCCUCCAGAAACAUAGCACCUGGGGACAGUGACGACGAUAGUGAUGAUGAGCCGCGCUUUCAAUUUCAAUCUAGGAGGAAUUUGUAG